AUGGGAAAAGGUAACUUAAGGUUCGGCGGAAAGUCAGGUAUUUUACCGAAACCCCGUCCGAUUUUCAAACGUAACCCAAUCAGACUCCCUACCGAGUCCGAACUCCAACAAGAAGCACAAGCAGAACAAGGUUACGUCGAAGGGAUACCAGAGCCUGUGAAGUCCGGAUUUAAAUUCCCUAGGGCUCCUGUUUCGAAGCCAGUGGUAACAGUACAAGAAAGAAUCGUCAAGACCAUAGACCAGCAAGCAGCCAAGGUCGCCAACAUCGAUACAUCUAAGUUAUCACAGGACGAAAUAUGGCAACUCAAGAAAGAUGAAAUCCGUAGAGCUCACUUAAGAGAUGCGUACCUCAUCGAAGAGAAAAGGUUAGCCAGAAUUGACGAAUUGAAAGCCAAGCAGGAAGCUAAGCAAAGAGAAGAGAAGGCCCUCGAGAAGGUGUACGAAGAGUCUACUGCCACCAAAUUGACCUUACCUACAAUUGAUUCAUACUUAAAGGGCCCUCUCGUAAGAAGGAGAACAGCCGAGGAAGAGGAACUUUUACACGAGCAAAGAGUUCUUAAUCGUAUGCAAGCAGACUUGAAGUACAGGGAAAGAAAAGCCAUUGAUGUGUUAGACUUGUACCAUGCCGCCAGUCAGUUCAUUACUACUGAGAAGGAAUUGGAACAGGCCAUCACUGAUGCAUUUGAAGUUAACGUCGACAAUUUCGACAAGGAGAUGGAAGUAGAGGCUAAGUUGGCAGGACGUACAUAUGCAAUCUCCCAUCAACUGAAGAAUGAAGCCAUUAUAAUCGACCACGCCUUGGGUGAGCUUAACGGCCAAGCAGGCUUAGAAUCUAUUGAAAAUGCCUUGGAUGGAGAACUUGAGAAGUUGAGAAUGAAGGCACAGACUGCAUCGAUUGAAUAG
Molecule: messenger RNA, 903 nt
Organism: Dujonia railenensis
Lineage: Eukaryota; Fungi; Ascomycota; Pichiomycetes; Serinales; Debaryomycetaceae
Source: the annotation of a GenBank genome assembly